This is a messenger RNA of Myiozetetes cayanensis, 2316 nucleotides long. It is a transcript of the gene ARL14EP, whose product is annotated as ADP ribosylation factor like GTPase 14 effector protein. The transcript has 4 exons. Lineage: Eukaryota; Metazoa; Chordata; Aves; Passeriformes; Tyrannidae. The record is from RefSeq and is a predicted model, not a curated record. Bases 190 to 972 code for a protein of 260 amino acids. Gene Ontology annotation, cellular component: intracellular membrane-bounded organelle.
GGAAGCGCCGCCGCCCUGAGGGAGGGCGGUUCAUGGCGGGCGCCGCCAGCGGGGUCCGGAGCCCGGGCACAGGCAGCGGGACGGCGGCACAGCACCCACGGACAGGGUGAUCUUCACAGAAACUCCUACAGGCUUCAAAAAACUCAUUUUAGGCAGAAUAAGUGCAGUCAGUUGUUCAGAUAAAGUAAAAUGGAUCCUUGUUCAGUUGGAGUUCAGCUUCAAGCUACCAAUGAGUGCCACAAGACCUAUUACACCCGUCACACUGGCUUCAAGACUAAGCAGGAUGUGUCUUCAUCUGACCUGCUACUGCUUCAGCUUAGGACUGGAAUAACCCUCUCAGAGAACAACACAAUCUGCUUCCACCACGCCAAAAUUUACAUCGAGAGAUUUGAAGACCUGCAGAAGUCCUGCUGCGACCCCUUUAACAUACACAGAAAGCUGUCCAAGAAAAACUUACGAGCGAUUGACAUGGAUGACGCGGCUUUUCUCAGCGCCAAGUUCGGGAGGCAGUUUGUACCUGGCUGGAAGCUGUGUCCCAAGUGCAUGCAGAUAAUAAAUGGAUCUGUGGAUGUGGAACCUGAAGAGAGGCAAAGGAGAAGACUUGAUCCAGACGGACGUACAGCCAAGGCUUUAAAGUCUCUGCAGUUUGCUAACCCAGGGCGACAGACUGAGUUCACUCCUGAGACCAGCAAGAGGGAAAAAAGAAGGCUGCAAUCAAAAAUUGCAGCAUUUAAUUCAGACAGGCAAGUCAUACCAGCCAAGAGCAAAGUCUAUGACAGCCAGGGACUGCUGCUUUACAGUGGGAUGGACCUCUGUGACUGCCUGGACGAAGAUUGCCUGGGGUGUUUCUAUGCUUGCCCCAAGUGCGGCUCCAACAAGUGCGGGGCCGAAUGUCGCUGCGACCGCAAGUGGCUCUACGAGCAGAUCGAGAUAGAAGGGGGGGAGAUAAUCAGAAAUAAGCAUGUUGGCUAGUCUAUAUGUGUGAAUUAUUUAAUCCUGAGUAUAUAUUCCAGGCUUUGGUUAAACACAGCGCAUUCAUCAUUUAGUAAUUUAAUGAAAGCCGUUGGAAUUUGUCACAAUCCGCAAGAUUAAUGCGCUCUCUUUCACAAUCAUUUUCCGUAUGAUUAUAGAGAUAAUCGUGCUGCUCUCUCUUCAUACUUCAUUCUGCAUUGCACUCACGCUUUUUAGUCAUCCAGGUAAGAUCUUGCUGAACAAUCUUUUCACUGCUUUUAAACACAAGGUGCUAGAUUUUAGUGUGAUCUAUCCUGAGACACUCGCUGUUGUUCCAUGUAUUGUUUUAUGGAAUGUACCAUCUCCACAUAUCCCUCAUUUUUUCCUUCUCUAUAUCAGGAUCUUAUGGGUUUUAUCUGUUUUAUGUGAAAUACUAGAAGUUCUCAAUAAUUUACAUACAGUAUUAAUAAAGCUUUCUCCAGUAUUAACAGUGAGUGCUGCAUCUUCUAUAGAGUAUCCAAGUUACUGAUUAAUCCAAACCUGUCCACUUGGAAAGGAUUCAAAAGCAUUUAGGUGUUCAGAUCUCAUCCAGGUUAUUGGCAUUUGAGAUCAAAUUAUCCUUAUUAAUUCAAACCUCAGCGUUAAAAUAUUGAAAUUAAACUGUAAAGGCAUUGAAAAAUAUGUUAAAGUAUUAAUUAUGGCACCAAAAUUAUUAUUUUGUUGGUUUCUGCGUAACACAAUGAAAAUAAUUUUACUGUGUUUGUUAUCAGUCUGUAAUUGGACUGAACUGAUAAUCCCAACAGCCCACUACCCUUUUUUCCCCUCUUCUUACUUGUUUUUAGGGUGAAGGUUUAUAUGCAGCUGAAAUAAAUUUGAGUGUCUGUUCCCACAUCAAGGAUAUCUAGACUGUUACCAUAAAAAAUCACAGUUGAAUUGAAAUUAUCUUUGGUUGAUACAUUAUUUGUCCUCAGAAUAUUAAACCUUUACGAUAUAACAAGGUUUCUGGAAAAGAGAUUUUGCAGGUGAGAUCUCAGUAAUAUUGUUAUUCCUGCUAUUUUUGUUGUGUUUUAGAUAAAUUUCUUAUUUCUGUGCUAGACUUGGAAGAUCUGCAUGUUUUAUUUGUCACAUUUAUUCAAGAAUACCGUUAACUGCUGAUUUCUAAACACUUAGUUGGUCAAGUUGUAUAAUCUUUCUAUUUCUUCAGCAUAUUUUGUUUUCUGAUAAGCCUCAUGAACAUUGCAUCACCAAAAUCCAAAGUUGCUUUGAGUCGUACUGACAUCUGCUGGUCCUAGCGGAGUAUAAGCAUCAACUUCUACUCCAUUUUUACUAAAUCUGUUAUAAAAAAUAAACAGACUUCCUUUUUCA